UUGGUUUAUCAUCAGAAAGGAAGAGAGAGAGGAAAGAGGAGGCGCUCAUCAAAGUUCCUAACCAUACUUCAGGGCUUGACUGUGGUCCAGCGCGGGGACCAGACGGAACAAGUGGGGACCUCCAGACCCGUGCAGAAGCUUUCAGCUAUUAUCCCGGGUCUUUGAAGUUUUAGCAAUGGAGUCUUUCUCUGCUGAGACCAAUUCAACUGACCUACACUCACAGCACUGGGAUGAACCCCACGUAAUUCUCUCCAUGGUCAUCCUCAGCAUCACUUUUCUACUGGGGUUGCCAGGCAACGGGCUGGUGCUGUGGGUGGCUGGCCUAAAGAUGCAACGAACAGUGAACACAGUUUGGUUUCUCCAUCUCACCUUGGCUGACUUCAUCUGCUGCCUCUCCCUGCCCUUCUCCCUGGUCCACUUGGUUCUCCAAGGACACUGGCCCUACGGCUGGUUCCUAUGCAAGCUCAUCCCCUCCAUCAUCAUCCUCAACAUGUUUGCCAGUGUCUUCUUGCUGACUGCCAUUAGUCUGGACCGCUGUCUGUUGGUACUCAGGCCAAUCUGGUGCCAGAAUCAUCGCAACGUGGGAACAGCCUGCACUAUCUGUGGUUGUAUCUGGGUGGUGGCUUUGGUAAUGUGCAUACCUGCUUUUAUAUACCGGGAGACGUUCACUAUAGACAACCAGAGUAUGUGUGGCUACAACUUUGGUCACCAUGGCUCAUUAGAUUAUCUAGACUUCACCUUUAAUCUACUGGAAAACGGGUCUUUUGACAACUCCAUUGCUGAUCCGCCUGGAGAAAUGGAUGACAGGUUAGAUUCCUUCUCGCCACAAACCAAGGAUCAGCCUUGGGCAGCCACCACUGGCCUCCCUUCCCAAAAAUUUCAAAGAACUUCUAGAGAUUCACUCCCUAUGGAUUCAGCUAGAUUAUCUGUUCAACAACCACAUUAUGAUCUAUUUCAGUCUGCUGAUGAAGUCUCAGCUACACUCUCCAGUGACUUUCCCAUUGAAGAUCACAGAACUCAUCCCCUGGAGAACUCGGAUUCUUUUCUCCCUGCUGAUUUUGAGUUUUUUCCUAAUGCCUCCAGGGAUUCCUUAUACAUAUCUGAACUAUCACAAGGUUUCCAGGAUGAUUAUUUUGGCCAAUUUGCAUAUGAUCAUCAAGUGCCAACACCCCAGGUAGCCAUAACCAUCAGUAGGCUAGUGGUGGGUUUCCUGUUGCCCUUUAUCAUCAUGGUGGCCUGUUAUAGCCUCAUUAUUUUCAAAAUGCGUCGGAGCCGCUUCACCAAGUCUCGGAGCAAACUCUUGAGAGUCGCUAUGGUGGUGGUAGUUGUCUUCCUUGUCUGCUGGGCUCCAUACCACAUUAUUGGAGUCCUCUUAUUGUUUACUGACCCAGAUGAUCCCUUUGGGGAAUCUCUGUUGUCCUGGGACCAUGUGUCUCUUGCUCUAGCAUCUGCCAAUAGUUGCUUCAAUCCAUUCCUCUAUGCUCUCCUGGGAAAGGACUUUAGGAGAAAAGCAAGACAGUCCAUGCAGGGAAUUCUCGAGGCAGCUUUCAGUGAGGACAUGACACACUCUACCAGCUGCCCCCAAAACAAAACCUCUUUCGAAAGAAACAGUAUCAGUACAGUUGUAUGAAAACAUGGAGCCACUGACCUAAGCAGAGGUUCUUAGGCAAAUGUAACAUGUUUCUUAAAAGACAGGAGAGAUGGGGAGCAGGGGGGUUCUUGCAGAGACCGUCAAAGAAUCCAUCUGGAGGUUCUCAAAGUGUGGUCCCAGACUAGUGGCAUGAGCAUCACCUGGAAAGUUGUCAGAAGUACAAAUUCUCCAGCCCCUUCCCCUGCAGGCUGGCUGAAUCCGAAUCUCUGGGGGUAGGGUCCCAAGAGUGUUUGCACAAGCUCUCUUGUUUCUGAUGAAAGCUAAACUUGGGAAUCACUGUAAAGAUAGUCUAUUUCGAUCCCCAAAAAAGACACGUGAGAUAAAUGAGAAUGCGGUCUGCUUAAAAAUGAUGUUUCAAAAAAAAUAAUAAUGUUUCCAUUGUCAAAUGUUUUAUAAAUUUCCUUCCAGAUUCAAUUUCAAACCAUUUCUUCUAGUGCUCCCUGAGUGAAAGAUGAUCUUUUAUUCAAUGGCUUUGUUGGGGUGAUGGCAGUGGUGAUGGUUUUAAAUGAAAAAAAAAAAAGGGGGGGGUGGCAAAAAGAAAAAAUCUAAAAACAAGGAACAGCUCUAAAAGGACUGUUUCUGAAUAAAGUUGGUGCAACAUGUGAAAAACAAACAAGGAGUUAUGAGACUGAGUUGGGAGCAAGUACAAUGCCAGAUGCCUGCUACUUGGAAUAUUUCUGGAUACAGGACACAGGAAUUCUGAGUUGCCUUCGUUACAGCUAAAUAAGCAUCUAUUGUGUAAAGACUACUUAGGGCACCUAAGAACUUUCUCUUGAAAUUGUAUAUGUCACAGUUUGGGCAGAUGGCUCCUCUGUUUGUUUGCUCUAACUGCUUAUUGAUAGAAUCAUCUAUCUUUCGUUCCUUUUCUUAAGUUCCUUAAUUCCCUUACUUCUCUCCUGCCUCGAAAUCUUCUUCCAGGCUUUUUGCCUCUAAUAACCGAUACUUUCAUAACACACAAAUGACUCACUUGCUCUCACUACUCCUCAAGAAACUUAUUUCAAACAAAAGGAGAAAGAGUAGAAGAUGAGGGAACUAUUCUUGAAUUCACUGCAAAAUAGCUGAGUACCCUCUGGGCUUGUUACCCAUCCAACUCCUAAAAACAUGAUUGUAGGUUUGUAUUUUUCACACCAAAAUUAUCAGAUGUAUCUGGGUUUUUUUUUAAUCUUUAUCUUUAUCAAUGUAAUACAUGCACACAGUUUUUUAAAGAGAAACCAAUGCUCAAGAUGAAAUCUAAGAGGUUUCUUGCCCCACUCUGGCCAGCUUCUCCUUCCUCCCACUCCCACUACCCAGAGAUAACCCUUGAAACCACAAACUGAGAUGUUCCUUCUGAAAUUUGCCAUGAUAUUUCUAAGUCAUGACCUUAUGAUGCUAGUUUUUGUACACAAUAAAUUACUUUUUAUUUUGGAAGAGGGAGAAUUUUUUCUAAACAACUUCAUAUUUUGUGUUUAUGCAGCAUCCCAAUAUUCACUAACCAUCAUCCUUUAAUUUGUUCACAAGCACACAUUUUCUUCUACUUUGUUGAUCCAUUCCAAUCACACUUCUUUCAUUUUUAAAAAAGCAUUCUCCAACCCCAUCACCUUCUCAUUUUUUUCUGUAUAUGAAGUUUUAUGUAUGGAUAUUAAUUAUCUAUAUUUUCAGGUUUGUUUAUACUAUAACUUAGCCUCAUCUGAGUCCAGGGAUUUAACCUGAAACAUAGAAAAUGAGAUGUAAAGCACAGAUGUAAAACGAAUUGCAAAGCACUGUUCCUUGUUAAGUGGUGGAGGGGAGGAUCUGGACUACAAAUGAGUUAUAAAGUGCUAUGUGGAAAAUUUUCAAAUCAUUAGGAAUGCUCUCACUUGUGCAGUAAUGAUAUCCAAGAUGAUGUGAUUUGUCAUGCUACUUUCCAAUUUAAUCUGCUCAUAUAUUUGAUGUGAAUAAAUGCUUUCUCUCUCCACGGUUCCUUGCAA
This is a messenger RNA of Odocoileus virginianus texanus, 3597 nucleotides long. RefSeq names its product complement C3a receptor 1 (gene C3AR1). Gene Ontology annotation, biological process: inflammatory response; complement receptor mediated signaling pathway; positive regulation of cytosolic calcium ion concentration. The record is from RefSeq and is a predicted model, not a curated record. Lineage: Eukaryota; Metazoa; Chordata; Mammalia; Artiodactyla; Cervidae. Gene Ontology annotation, molecular function: G protein-coupled receptor activity; complement component C5a receptor activity; complement component C3a receptor activity. Gene Ontology annotation, cellular component: plasma membrane.